AUGCCCGCCCUCCGACCCCUCCAACCGCUCGCUCCAGCACCACCACGCCUGCUCAACCCAGACCCCGAAGCAGAGCCCGACCGCUUCUCGGAGCUCCCACCAGAAAUCCGCAAUGUCAUCUACAAAUACGUCCUGGCCGACGUGGAACUGCACAUCACCCCCGUCCUUCAACCCGGCCAAGCACUCCCCAAGCCACCUUCACCAAAGAGCGACCGCACCCUCCCACCUCUCCCGGCUCUCCACCAACCCCUGUCCCAAAUCAGCCGCACGCCCAGCCAAAGCAGCACCACGAGCAGCGACCCGAACAGCCAUCCCCCAUCCCUCACGACCAACCGCCCACCCCCACCAAACCAAAGCACCCUCGCGCCUAUCCUCGACAAAAGACGCACCUACCCCAACCCCCACCCGCUCGCCCUAACCUCCCGCCUCAUCCGCAACGAAACCAUCCCCCUCCUCCACCAACACUGCCCGGUCCACUGCACAAUCAACGAAAUGGACUUCACCCCGCUGCUGGCCUUCCACUCGCGCAUCCCGCCCUCGGACCUCAAGUACCUCCAACGCAACCCGAACCUCGUCAUUACACUCGUCACGACGCAGGAUAAAGAGCUGGGAGCGUUGGAUUCGAUGCGCAAAUGGCUGCAUUGGCGCGCGGACCAGCAUCGGUGUCAGCCGGAUUGGAGGUAUGAGGGGAGCAGGCCGAGCUCGCGGGUGGGGAAUGAUUUGCGGAGGAGGUUGAAGAGGAUGGUGGAGAAGGGUAAGAAGGCGGAGAUGGAGAAGAUUUUGCGGGCGAUGAAGGUGGAUGCGGUGGUUAACGACUUGUGGCGGGAAGCCGAACUGUUUUGCAAUGCGUUCAAACGACUUGUGCGGUCUUAUGCGAGUGCUUUGAGCGUUCUCGGAUGA
Molecule: messenger RNA, 900 nt
Organism: Saxophila tyrrhenica
Lineage: Eukaryota; Fungi; Ascomycota; Dothideomycetes; Mycosphaerellales; Extremaceae
Exons: 2
Coding region: 1-900 (299 amino acids)
Source: RefSeq, a predicted model, not a curated record